Molecule: messenger RNA, 1531 nt
Organism: Arabidopsis thaliana (thale cress)
Lineage: Eukaryota; Viridiplantae; Streptophyta; Magnoliopsida; Brassicales; Brassicaceae
Product: Ribosomal protein L30/L7 family protein
Exons: 6
Coding region: 406-1134 (242 amino acids)
Molecular function (GO): RNA binding
Source: RefSeq, marked reviewed
AGACAAUAAGACAUACGAAGCUUUAAAACUCUAUUGUUUUGAAUGAUCACAAUGUCACAUAUCAAUACUUAUAUUCGAUCUAGAAGAUUUGGAAGAGUAUAGAUUUAAUUUGUUGGUUUAUGAAAAGAAAAACAGUAUUGGUGGAAGAAAGUAUUCAGAAGGGCAAAAUCGAUGACAUGUAGAUGUAGAUGGACAAGGCCUGAGUAUGUAUAUGUCAUUUAAAACCAAGCCCAAUUUAAGUUAAAUAAAUAGGCCCACUUUGGAAAAAUGACUGCUGACUAAAAAAUUAGGGUUACGAAAUAAACCCUAAACCCAGUUUCGACUUUGUUUGUUUUGUCCUCCUUCUACGCCGCACACUAUCUCUUCCUCUCUCUCAGACGAGAUUUCCUCUUCAUCUCAAGAGAAAUGGCUGAAUCCAAGGUAGUGGUUCCAGAGUCUGUGCUAAAGAAGAUCAAGAGGCAAGAGGAAUGGGCAUUGGCCAAGAAAGAUGAAGCUGUAGCUGCUAAGAAGAAGAGUGUUGAGGCCCGCAAGCUUAUCUUCAAGAGAGCUGAGCAGUAUGCCAAAGAAUACGCUGAGAAGGAUAACGAGUUGAUCCGAUUGAAGCGGGAGGCUAAGUUGAAAGGAGGUUUCUACGUUGACCCUGAGGCUAAGUUGCUCUUUAUCAUUCGUAUCCGUGGUAUCAAUGCCAUUGACCCAAAAACCAAGAAGAUUCUGCAGCUCCUGCGUUUGAGACAGAUCUUCAAUGGUGUGUUUCUUAAGGUGAACAAGGCAACAGUAAACAUGCUGCGCCGAGUUGAACCAUACGUGACUUACGGAUACCCAAACUUGAAGAGCGUUAAGGAACUGAUCUACAAAAGAGGUUAUGGAAAGCUGAACCACCAGAGGAUAGCACUUACUGACAACUCCAUUGUGGAUCAGGCUCUCGGAAAGCAUGGGAUCAUCUGCGUUGAGGAUCUCAUCCACGAGAUCAUGACUGUUGGACCUCACUUCAAGGAAGCCAACAACUUCCUGUGGCCAUUCCAAUUGAAGGCACCACUCGGUGGCCUUAAGAAGAAGAGAAACCACUACGUCGAAGGUGGUGAUGCUGGAAACAGGGAGAAUUUCAUCAACGAGCUUGUCAGGAGAAUGAAUUGAUGAAAGCUUCCUUCUUUAUCUUUGCAAAUUUCAAAGAUUUUGGGACCGAGUUUUUUUUUUUUUGUUCAAGUUAUCAGAGACUUGUGAUCUUUUAUCCGAGAUAGGCUUUUUAUGACUAAUCAUGUUAUUUUCCAAUGGCGGGCUUUUAAAUUGAUCUUGAAUUUUUAUUGGCUGUUAGAUUGUUCCUUCGAAGCCCACCAAUCCAUUAGAAAUAUCUGGUUUUGACCGGUUGAUUAAAUAAUUCCGGUCGAGCUGUAUCAAAGAUAGAAUGCUCUUAACCGGAAUCGUUGACUUCAAGAGUACAAGCUGUUCUCCAUUUUUUUAAAGAGAUUAUAUCGGUUGUGCGAAAUUGUCCAAAUUUUGUUUUUAUAGAUUGACCGAUCAAAUAUUGUAGCGG